Molecule: messenger RNA, 2875 nt
Organism: Perkinsus marinus ATCC 50983
Lineage: Eukaryota; Perkinsozoa; Perkinsida; Perkinsidae
Product: guanylate cyclase beta 1 subunit, putative
Exons: 28
Coding region: 1-2721 (906 amino acids)
Biological process (GO): intracellular signal transduction; cyclic nucleotide biosynthetic process; monoatomic ion transport
Cellular component (GO): membrane
Molecular function (GO): calcium ion binding; monoatomic ion channel activity
Source: RefSeq, a predicted model, not a curated record
AUGCAUUCAGGCAGCUUCUUCCGAAGAAGAAGAUUCCGAUCAAACAGCGGAUCGGACGAUCGUGUUGCACGUGGUAAGAAGAACGAUGAUGAUGAUGAGGAGCUCGGCAACGCUAUUGUUGAGUGUGCACGUGGCGAGAACAACGAUAAGACGACGAAGGGAGGCAGCGGCGCUCACUUUGAUGGUAUGCCUCUAACAAUGGCAGGGGGGUUGAUCUGUAAAUGUGCAGGAGGCGGAGAUGAUGAUGAUGAUGGUGGAGCAUUUGAGAAUUUCGUGGCCUUUGAUGAGGUCCAGAGGAGAGAAAGGGUCUGGGAACGGGUCGGAUUUGAAUCUGAAAAAGUGCGACGAGAUAGAGCCGAGCAUACGGAGGGACGAUUGACGGAGAAAAUUACUAAGCUUCGGAGGAAAUUGAAGAAGGCCACGAAAAGCACCGGUUUUAUCAUACUGUACUAUAUCUUGACGAUAUUCUCACUAGUGGCCCCUCCUAUAAACUCCCUUUAUAAUAGCAACGUUGGCGACCAGGUCUUCGGGUACAUCACACUUGUUGCUGCGGUGCUAUUCUCGGCCGAAAUCGUCAUCAAAACCGUAGUUGACCCGAGAUACCUCUUAUCACUAGUCGCAUUCCUGGACAUAAUCGCCACGUUAAGCAUGGUAUUCGAUAUCGUCAUCGAGCUCUCGGAUAAGGACAUCGCUCAUGAGAUGAUAGAUUUUCGUGGUUAUCCUAUGCUCAGCGAGAGUGGUUUGGCUGAGCAUCUGCAGUUGUCUCGAGUGGUGAGGGUAUUGACGCUCACUCGUCUGUAUAGGAUGGCCAAAGCACUUGGCAUGCUGCUGGAACACAUCCGAGCGAAUGAGAUGAAGAAAUUGGAGGACGAUAUUCUCUAUCGUCGUUUGCAACUCAUGUUUGCAUGUAUGGACGAGGACAACGACGGUUAUAUAUGGCCUAAUGAUUUCGUGCAUGCUAUGACUUACUUUGGCCUGGCCUCGGACAGCGAUAGAACGAAAAUCGCUCGGAAUUUUGCUCACCGUCCUCGAAGGCAAUCGACGUUCGUGGGUUACACGGCAGCGCGUGUACCUCCGAUCGGGGGAAUGGACUUUGAUGAGUUCAAAGUAGAGGUACUAGAGCUUGAUCGGGAGCAUAAGUUGAGGAGAUGUGCGCGGGAGACGCUGAAUCAGCGGACUCGAACGUAUGCUAAGCUCGCUAGUAUGGCUGAGGAUACUGCCAUUAGGAUGGUCCUCGCCUUUGUUAUCUUGCUCAUAUCAUCGCUUUACUUGUUCAACGACAACACGACCAUCCAUUUCUCUACUUCUGGACUGCAACUGGUGGAUGCUCUUUACCGUUAUGGGGGUGCCAGUGAGGAUUCGUUGAUGUCCGUAUUGGAACUUCAAAGUCGGCUAUUGUUAGCAAGCAUCCCAGAUCGAUAUACAGUUAUUUAUUAUAAGAUUGGCGGCUUUAGUGGGCCGUGGGAAAUCGAUCGUCUUGAUGAAGAAAGGUUUGCAAGUAAGAGGUUCUUCAAUCGUCUGCUCUCGCAAGCUGGCUUGGCUGAUACAAUCGGACCUCCUCCCUCCAGCAUGGUUAUCGAUGUUGAAUCAUUGUGGAUCGAGUUUGCAUUCGAUUCGGUCUUCACUACGAAUGUACGAGGCAACCCGUACGACCAGGAGAAGGAAACACCAAAAAGGAGUCGUUGUAUGGCAUUUCUGGGCUGUUUACCGAAUGACCGACACGGUGAUGGUUAUUUUAACGAGAUCACAGAGCUUGAUCAGAGUCUCACUCGAGUACAGAUGAUGAUAUCAUCGUGGGCUAAGUAUUGUCCUUAUGACGUGGUUCGAAUGAUUCUCCGCACUGGGGAGGAAGUUGAGCUCGGUGUCGCUCCUCAGAAGGUCACUAUAUUCUUCUCGGACAUUGAGGCUUUCACUACGAUCUGCGAGAAGCUUACUCCCACACAAGUACUGAGGUUUUUGUCCCAUUACUUUACUUUGGUGAGCGAAAUCAUCACUGAAAACCAAGGUACCUUAUUGGAAGUUCUGGGUGACGGGAUAUUGGCAGUGUGGAAUGCCCCUCUCCCUGUAGGAAAUCAUGCUGAGCAAUGCCUCACAGCUGCUAUGAUUAUGCAGACCCUAGUAGCCAGACUGUCAGAGGCUGACUCAACGUGGCAGCAGGCGCUGAAAAGUGUCAACAAGUCUACUUUGAGGGUCCGGAUGGGCAUUCACACGGGUCAAUGCUUGGUUGGCAAUGUUGGAGCUCCUAGUCGCAUGAAGUACGGUCUGCUCGGCGACAGAGUGAACACUGCGAGUCGACUCGAAAACUGCAAUAAACGUUAUGGAACUCGUAUUAUUAUAUCAGAGAGCGUCUGGCAGGAACCAGGAGUAGCGGACAACUUCGUUUGUCGACCAUUGGACCGUGUAGCGGUGAAGGGGAAAUCUGAAGGCCUCACUAUUCUUGAGGUAUUGAGCUCAAGAUUGGAGGCAUCUACACAGCAGUUGGUACUUGCCGGUCUUCAUAUUCGGGCGCUAGAGGCCUAUCGUAAUCGGAACUUCGGGCGAGCCAUUGAGCUACUCACUGAAGCUGAGAAGAGGUCUCGAACGAUGGGUGAGUCGUGGCUUGCUGCGCGGAGGUUAAAGGAAGAGGCAAUUUACUAUGAGGCCAAUCCACCACCGGACGAUGCGAAAUGGGACGGCACCACGCGACUGGUGCGGAAGUCGUUCGAUGAGUCUCCGGAAUAGGUUUAUUUGUAUGUAGGCGCUGACCGCUAUUUGGGGUGUACCAUUUUGUACACUAGGCCCGUUCGCUGGCUCUUCUGUUAUGUGGGAAGUCACUACAGUUAUCACUCUGCUUCAGUGGCUUCCUUGUCGCCUAUUAUUUCAUUGCUUUUGCUCA